UGGUCAGCGCGCGCGCCGCAGCAAGAUGCUGGAUGGACGCCGCCUGCGGCGCGGGCUCCUCUCCUGCGGCUCCUGCUGCGCGCUGCUAGUGCUGCUCGCCUGCGCGCCGGAGCUCUCCGCCGCCUACUUCGGGUUGACGGGGAAUGAGCCACUGACCAUCCUCCCUCUCACCUCAGAAAUGGAGGAAGCCGCUAUGAAGGCCCAUUACAAAGUCUGUGACCGCCUGAAGCUGGAGAAGAAGCAACGCAGGAUGUGCCGGAGGGACCCGGGCGUGGCUGAGACCCUCAUGGAGGCCAUUAGCAUGAGUGCCCUGGAAUGCCAGUAUCAGUUCCGCUUUGAGAGGUGGAAUUGCACCCUUGAGGGACGCUACAGGGCCAGCCUGCUGAAGAGAGGGUUUAAGGAAACCGCCUUCCUUUACGCCAUCUCUUCAGCGGGGCUGACCCAUGCGAUGGCCAAGGCCUGCAGCGCCGGGCGCAUGGAGCGCUGCACUUGCGACGAGGCCCCCGACCUGGAGAACCGCGAAGCUUGGCAGUGGGGCGGAUGCGGGGACAAUCUCAAGUACAGCAACAAGUUUGUCAAAGAGUUCCUGGGGAAGAAGUCGAACAAGGACCUGCGAGCCAGGGUGGACUUCCACAACAACCUGGUUGGAAUGAAGGUCAUCAAAGCCGGCGUGGAGACCACUUGUAAAUGCCACGGGGUUUCAGGGUCUUGCACCGUCCGGACAUGUUGGCGUCAGCUCUCUCCGUUCCAUGAGAUCGGCAAACAGCUGAAGCAGAAGUACGAGAUGGCCCUCAAGGUGGUGAGCACCACCAACGAGGCCACGGGCGAAGGGGACAUCUCCCCGCCAAAGAAAUCCACCCCGGGCCACGGCGACCAGAUCCCCAGGACUACCGACUUGGUUUACCUCGACGACUCCCCGAGCUUUUGCCUGAUGAGCCGGUUUUCGUCGGGCACCUCCGGCCGGAAAUGCUACAAAGACAAGAACUGUGACAGCAUCUGCUGUGGGCGGGGCCACAACAUCCAAAGCCGGGUGGUCACCCGCCCUUGCCAGUGCCAGGUCCGCUGGUGCUGUUACGUGGAAUGCAAGCAGUGCACACAGCGGGAGGAGGUCUACACGUGCAAGGACUGAGGGGGUGUCCGACGAGCCCCAGCGCUGGGACCCGCCCCCUUGGAGACAAACCCGGGCCGGCUGGCGAGGUGGUGGCUGUGAGCUACCCUGCUCUGGCGGAAGCAUUUCGAAGGGUGCCACGUCUUGCUGAUCCUGCGUCUUUCUCUGCAAACAGAUUCUGGAGGCCCGCAAGAUGGAAGGGCCCCGGCGAUGCCCGAGAUGGUGCCUUGGAGAGAGAGAGGGAAUCGAUGUGAUGCGAUGCGAUGUGAUGUGAGGGCUCAGCUGCCCACCUUCAUCCUUUUGCAUCGCCGUCCUGAGCAAAACGAGAAUUCUCUUGGAGCCGGAUGAUCCCGCUUGGUCUGGGAGCAGCCCAGCUCCUGGAGACCCGCAAUAUGGAACCGUAGAAGGAGUUCUGGGAAGAAGAUGGCCCAGGAGGAUCAAGAAAAGCCAGCUAACUUGGAACUUCCGAGACUCGAGGGCCAGAAUCAGAAGCCGCGUCCCGUUCGCUGGAGAUGUCACUAUGUAAGGACUGCUCCUAAAAGCGAUUUCUACCGGCACUUUGUAGCAGUUGGUGAAGAAGCUGGUUUUUAUUUUUGUUUUUAUUUUCCCUUUGUGUACUCUCAACCCCUGUUUCAUUCCCCCCCCCCCCCCCGCCCCACCGCCUUCCUGGCCCUCUUUGCAAUCCACUUGGUAAAUUUGGAAAACCACUAGAGACUGGACAAACCUGAUAUUCUUCCAACAUGCAUUUUUGCCCCCUUGCAUGCUAAAUUAUGAUUUUUCCCCCCCUGAUUUCUCUUAUUACUUCAGUUGGCAUGGGAGGCUGCUUCGAGGCCAGCACGACACCCUGACCGUGAACACAAUUUGGCCGUUGGUCUUCGGAAGAUGGAGAAAACGCAGAGUCUUUUAGACUACGAUGCUGCUUUGACUUUGCAUAUCUGGAAUGGGAUCGUGGCAUCCAAGAAUGCGUGUCUCUUUAGGAUGCCAUUCUACCUGCCUUUAUCGGUGGCAGUGAUAUUAUCUGGGGCAAAUUUCUAUAAAGGCCUGUUGCUUUAAAAAGGAAAAAAAAAUACUCAAACCACUAGGAACCUGCGCAUUAGAAAUAAAACGGUGACCAGCCACACACAUACUGGAUUUCAAGGGCCUGUUGAUCAGAGGGAAAAAUACAGAGAAGCAUCUAAAUGGCAGACUGGAUCAGUAAUAGCAGUGGGAUAGACUACACAGCAUCCUUCCAACAUCUGAAUUUGGGAAUAUUACAAAUAUGCAACUUUUUUUUUUUUUUGGUCUUUAAAAAGACUGGAUCGGAAGCAGCUAAUGGACUCUUGGCCAACCGCCCAUGCAGGGUGGACCAUGAUCCGUCUGAUUCUGCUCCCGUUGCAUUUUUGCCCCCGGGAAUUGCAAUUGGACCUGUUUCCCGUUGAGAAGUAGAGCAGAAAUCUUUUGCGUUCUCUUCCGGGAGAUCAUCCCUGCCCUCCCGCCUCGCUUUACGGACGCACUGAAAAAAUAAUAAUAAAACCGUGGCCACUUCUAUCAAAGCUGUAAUUAUUUGGGAGGGGGUGGAUCUGGAUGACGGUGUAAGCACGGGGCAUGAAUAACUAGAUUGCGGCUUGGUGUUAGAAAAUGGAAGGUGGCUGAGUGGCCCCAGGAAGGCGUGGGCCUUUUUACUGAUUGGAGGAGUGAUAGAAAAUGGAAGACAACUUCUAGCUUGUAACUGACGUUAAAUUCUGGUCUGAUAGCCCGGUGUGGCCAUAUGCACCCAAAACUCUUAAUUGGGGAUCCUGUUUUUCUUCUGUGCCCAGCGGACCAGUUCCGAAGCUAAGUGCAAGUGAUUGAAAACCAAACCAAAUGAAGACUGUACAGGACUGUUGUUAUU
Messenger RNA from Candoia aspera, 2978 nucleotides. RefSeq names its product Wnt family member 9A (gene WNT9A). NCBI's taxonomy places the organism in Eukaryota, Metazoa, Chordata, Lepidosauria, Squamata, Candoiidae. The record is from RefSeq and is a predicted model, not a curated record. The coding region runs from base 26 to 1129 and encodes 367 amino acids. Gene Ontology annotation, cellular component: extracellular region. Gene Ontology annotation, molecular function: cytokine activity; frizzled binding. The transcript has 4 exons. Gene Ontology annotation, biological process: canonical Wnt signaling pathway; neuron differentiation; cell fate commitment.